UUUAAAAAAAUAUAUAUUAAAUUAAAUCGACUCAUAAAUGGGGAUAUGAACAGUACAGAUCUGGUUCACCGGAAUAAACAUCGAUCUCUAAGUUACACAGACAGAAAACAUCGAUCUACAAACAAAAUCAACAUAGACAGAAAACAUCUAUAUUAAGGAAAAAUAGGAAACUAAUACAGAUUUCUUGGCCAUAGAUUUAUUAUAUAUCCAGUGCCAUCGAUCCGAAUCUGUAAGCUGUGUAAACUGCGGCUAUUGGUGAUCUUACCCCAGAUCGCACGAAUAUAUUAGCUGCCCGCUGGUUGUUUUUCAUUUAUUUAUUUAGACCCGUAGGUUACAGAAGGAAAAUGGUUUUAAAUUGAAAUAAAUAACACUAUUUGAACCGUCUUUUAUGUGUUCAAUAGUUCGAUCCUCAAGAUCAACAAAGCUCACAUGGACAACAAGUAGCCUUUUACGAGAUUUACCUUUAAAGCCCUCCUAUAUUUUUCAAUGUGGUCGUCAUUGUUGGUAGAGUACAUCCAAAUAAGGUCAAUAUAAAAUUGUACUGAAUAAUUACAUAUAAAAACGAAACUGAUGUAUUAUCAUUAGUUGCCGUUCCUCUACUGAUAUUUAUGUUUUGUCUCUAACGAAAGAUGCCAAUGUGAUGCAUGUAACUUUAGGCAGGCAGUGUUCCCAUUGUAUCGGACAAUUUUGCCCUUUCCAAGUGACUCGUCUUAACACAAAACGUCUAUUUAAGACAUAGCUCAUUGCCACAAGUUGUUGGUAUACUCAGUCCCCACAACUGUCUCUCUCACCCUCCGCACUCUAAAUGACAGGUUUCACGCCGGAAAACCAAUCAGUCCCUUCGCCAGCACCGGCAACAAAACAUGGGGAUUCCACAAAACAUGUACCGGAGUUAGGUCCGCAGGCUAAACCAAAGAGGAACAAGUAUGCUUUCGCGUGUGCAAUCUUAGCUUCCAUGACUUCCAUCCUCCUUGGUUAUGAUAUAGGAGUGAUGAGUGGAGCAAUGAUUUAUAUCAAGAGAGAUCUGAAGAUUAGUGAUCUUCAAAUCGGUAUUCUCGCCGGAAUCCUUAACAUUUAUUCACUCCUUGGAUCUUGCGCCGCUGGUAGAACAUCUGACUGGAUUGGUCGGCGUUACACAAUCGUGUUGGCCGGAGCUAUAUUCUUCGCCGGAGCACUCCUCAUGGGAUUCGCCCCUAACUACGCUUUUCUCAUGUUCGGGAGGUUUGUCGCCGGUAUAGGGGUUGGUUAUGCCCUCAUGAUCGCACCUGUCUAUACCGCCGAAGUCUCUCCGGCGUCUUCUCGCGGCUUCCUCACCUCUUUCCCUGAGGUCUUCAUCAACGCGGGAAUAAUGCUCGGCUACGUAUCAAACCUCGCCUUCUCAAAGUUCCCUCUGAAGCUCGGCUGGCGAUUCAUGCUCGGCAUCGGAGCCAUACCUUCCGUCGUACUCGCCAUCGGCGUCCUCGCCAUGCCCGAAUCGCCGCGGUGGCUCGUCAUGCAAGGCCGCCUCGGCGAAGCCAAACGCGUCCUCGACAAAACCUCCGAUUCCCCCGCCGAAGCUUCCCUCCGCCUCGAAGACAUCAAAGAAGCCGCCGGGAUCCCCGCCGACUGCCACGACGACGUCGUCCAGGUCUCGAGGAGGAACAGCCACGGGGAAGGAGUGUGGAAAGAGCUCCUCCUCCGCCCCACUCCCGCCGUGCGCCGCGUCAUGAUCGCCGCCAUCGGGAUCCACUUCUUCCAGCAGGCUUCCGGCAUCGACGCGGUAGUUCUCUUCUCGCCGAGGAUCUUCAAAACCGCGGGGCUCGAAACGGAUCACGAGCAGCUUCUCGCGACCGUAGCGGUAGGAGUCGUUAAAACAUCGUUUAUAUUAGUCGCUACUUUCUUACUCGACCGUGUCGGAAGACGACCGUUGCUUCUAACUAGUGUCGGAGGGAUGGUGCUGUCUUUAGCGGUUUUAGGGACCUCUCUGACGGUUAUAAACCAGUCGGAUAAGAAAGUGAUGUGGGCCGUGGUGUUGAGCAUCGCGACUGUGAUGACUUACGUGGCCACGUUUUCUAUCGGAGCUGGGCCUAUCACGUGGGUUUACAGCUCGGAGAUAUUCCCGUUGAGGCUGAGGUCGCAGGGGUCGAGUAUGGGAGUGGUGGUGAACAGAGUGACGAGCGGUGUGAUAUCGAUGACGUUUUUGCCGAUGUCGAAAGGGAUGACUACCGGAGGAGCGUUUUAUUUGUUCGGUGGGAUUGCGACGGUGGCUUGGGUGUUUUUCUAUACGUUCUUGCGGGAGACGCAAGGGAGGAUGCUUGAGGACAUGGAUGAGCUUUUUAGUGGGUUUAGGUGGAGAGACUCCAAGAACAAGAACUCCGGUUCGAAUACCGAGGUUGAGAUUGGAUUAAACAAGCAGUGAGUUUUUCUUUUAAUAGGAUUUGGAUGGGAAUUUGGCAUACCAAAGUUGUAUAAAUUUGAUCAGAUAUGUUACUUGAAUGAAAUAAUAUGUUUUCUUUAUAAA
Messenger RNA from Brassica napus (rape), 2500 nucleotides. Its product is annotated as polyol transporter 5. Gene Ontology annotation, cellular component: membrane. Bases 806 to 2398 code for a protein of 530 amino acids. Lineage: Eukaryota; Viridiplantae; Streptophyta; Magnoliopsida; Brassicales; Brassicaceae. Gene Ontology annotation, molecular function: carbohydrate:proton symporter activity. The transcript has 3 exons. The record is from RefSeq and is a predicted model, not a curated record. Gene Ontology annotation, biological process: transmembrane transport.